AAACUGUCAACUACACUAAAGUCCAAGAUCCAAAGGGCGUCUUUUUUCAUUUCAGAUUAACCUCAUUUUCAUAUGUAUGUACAAUAGUUUUAGAAAGUACACCUUGACUCCAGUAGUCUGUUCCGUUCGCUACGAAAAUAAUACAUUGGUUUGUCUCUUUAAACACACGCCCAUAGCCUCACUAGGUUUCGAAUUCGACCUGCUUUGGACUGGUAUGUUUGUCACUGCCUCAUAUUCCUCCACGUAAUGUUUUCCUCAGCCACACAUUAACGAGCCGCCUGAAUUUUUUUCCCCAAAUCAGCUGAGACGAUCACAAUGAGUUUAACAGAAGCCACACUUCUCCAAGCUGAACUGUGCAAGCUUGAAUGUCACUUCACCUGGGAGCUGAAGAAAGAAGACCUAGAUCUCACAGAUCUUUUAAAUAGGCUUGAACAGCAUGUCGACUUGAAGCUUGGGGGGGAAGCUGGACUUGCGCAGACAUACAACUGUUUGGGAUUUGUGAAGUAUCUUCUAGGGUCUCCUCAUGACGCUCUCACCGUCCUGCAGAAGAGUGUAGAGCUCACUAGAGAGUGCCGGGAGAAUGGCUGUGAGAAAUGGCUUAUAGUGCCCUAUGGGAAUCUGGCCUGGCUUCAGUACCACAUGAAGUGCUUUAAUGAAUGUGAGAGUUACCUGGAGAAGCUUAGAAGUAUUGCACAGAAUUUCCCUGAGUCUGCUUUGGGUCAUCAUCAUGAAGUGCUUGGAGAAAAGGCCUGGGCCUUCUUCAAGUUCUCUCGCAAGUACUACAACCAGGCUAAAGAGUGCUUUGAGAAGGCUUUGGAGCUAGAGCCCAUGAAUGCUGAGUGGAAUUGUGGUUAUGCCUUUGUUCUCCACAGACUAGAAACAAAGUCCUCCGGUGUAACCGACUCUCCAACAGUUAAACAACUGCGGCGGGCCUUAGACACAAAUUCGGAAAAUGAUGAGCUUAAAGCUAUCCUAGCAGUCAAGCUUGCUCAGUCCACGGAAUACGACGAAGGGGAGAGAUUAAUGGAAGAAGCUGUGGAGGGUUCUCCAAAUGCUCCUAAUGUCAUUCGAUAUGUGGGUAAAUUUUUGAGGGCCUAUGGCGAUGUAGAGAGGUCCAUCGCCCUUCUAAAAAGAGCUUUAGAGAAAUCACCCGCAUCUGCUUUCAUACACCAUCAGCUGGCUCUCUGCUACAAGAGAAAAACAACUUCUUUGCAACGUGAAGGAAGUCAAAACUCUCGUAGUUCUGGUGCUGAGAUUCAGAGACUUCGCAGUCAGUGCAUUUAUCAUUUAGACAAGGCGACAGAACUGAAACCUGGCUUUAUUAUAGCUAUGACUGAGCUGGCAAUUCAGUACAGCGAGGAUGGGAAACUUGAUCGUGCGGAAGAGAUGUUUCAGCAAACUCUUCAGAUAGCUGAAGAGAAAAAUGAAGGCCAACAACAAGUGUAUCUGAGUUAUGCACAGUUUCUGCAGUACAGAAGGAGAGACCUACCCGAAGCCAUCACUUAUUACAUGGAAUGUCUGAAGAUAGACGAAGACACAAUAAAUGGACAGAAAAGUGCUAAACAUCUGAACAAGAUUAAUGAUAGACGUUCAUCUAAAAGCCCUGGGAGUGGAGGAGCUCGGAGGACCUUUGUAAGGAAAGAGGAGAGAAAUGCAGGGCCGUAAAGAGAUGAGAAAAUUCUGCAAAAUAUUCACAAACAUUUUUGAAUAUCUUAAUAUUCUGUGUAUGCUGGGCUGUCUUUAUAACAGUGUAAUUUCAGAGUUCAACAAAAAAAUGAAAGGCAACACUAAUAUUUCUUUUUAACAGACACAGUCAGAUGGGCAGUAUUAAACAUGUACACUUUAUUACUUUAACAGAAAUAAAUGUUCAUUCAAGAUAACAGCAUUGGAUCAGUACAGAAGAUUUAUUUCACUGGGCUAAGCUUUUAUUAAUCAUAAUUUAGUUUGAAACAGGUUUAUUGUAUAAGACUUUGUAACUCUUUAUUCUUUCAUAAAAUAAAGAUGAUAUGUAAAACUAGCUAAUAAAAAGGUCACUAAAACCUAUUUUAAUGUCAUUGUACUUGAUAUAAACAUUGUGUGACAACAUGGCGGCUUCCAACAAUCAUCCAAGAUUGUAGUGAGUUAAAUCAGCACUGCCCUCUUGUGGCACUCAUUUCUUUUCCAAGCUGAAUCAUGUUAACAAAUCCUGGUCUUGCCUACUUCAUGAAGUCUUGCACAAUUCUGUUCAUAAGAAAAUAUACUUUUUUUUUUUUUUUUUUUUUUUAC
Messenger RNA from Ictalurus furcatus (blue catfish), 2265 nucleotides. Its product is annotated as interferon-induced protein with tetratricopeptide repeats 5-like. The coding region runs from base 316 to 1665 and encodes 449 amino acids. Gene Ontology annotation, molecular function: protein binding. The record is from RefSeq and is a predicted model, not a curated record. The transcript is spliced from 2 exons. NCBI's taxonomy places the organism in Eukaryota, Metazoa, Chordata, Actinopteri, Siluriformes, Ictaluridae. Gene Ontology annotation, cellular component: cytosol. Gene Ontology annotation, biological process: defense response to virus.